Molecule: messenger RNA, 2566 nt
Organism: Aspergillus nidulans FGSC A4
Lineage: Eukaryota; Fungi; Ascomycota; Eurotiomycetes; Eurotiales; Aspergillaceae
Product: RIX1/PELP1 family protein
Exons: 2
Coding region: 1-2397 (798 amino acids)
Cellular component (GO): nucleus
Source: RefSeq, a predicted model, not a curated record
AUGGCACACUUAUAUUUAAGUUUACGCGCUGUCAAUCACCGAUUGACCACUCUACCGGUCCAAAAACUGCCUGCUAUCGCGGCUUCGCUCGCAGCCUCUAUAACAGAAUGUGGAGAGUUGCUCUCGGCGCCUCAGUCCCAGAAGGCUGGCAAGUCAGACUCAGAUCAUUCGGUUCAGGUACACAAGCUGGUAACCAGGAUUUCGAGUCUUCUGCAGGAUAGAUCGUUUGAGGGCCGGUGGGCUGCUGUCGUGCUCGUCAAGGCCUUAGUGGAAGCUGGACAAUGGGAAAUUAUUCGUGGAAGUGAGCCGUUUGUUCGCGGGCUUAUGAGCAUUUUGAGUAAAUCUGACCCUGCCUCUACUAAGACCAUGGCCGUCAUCACCUUGACGCGGAUCUUCCAUCUUACGUACCAAUAUCCUACCCUUGUUCGCGAAAUAACGACGCCAUCGCUUCCCGGAUUCAUUACAACUACCUUAAACCUCAUCUCUGUCAAGCCGACAUCUGAGCCUACCCGAAGCUUGAAACCCAAUACCCCAUUCUUGGAGGUUGUUCUUCGCUCCUAUGCGGAACUCAUUGCCCGGCACCCUACCAUCUUCCGCCCGUUCACUGCACAGAUCCACAGUCUGCUUCAAACCAUAGUUGGCUCAACCUCAGCAUUAUAUUCCCGGUCAGUGGUAGAUGUCGCGGAGCAACUCUUUAUUGCUCUUCACCAUUGUGCCCCGAAGAAUACUGGAGGGGAAGAGUGGAAGAGUGCUUGCCGCAUGACAAUCAAUUCAAUACAUGCUACUGGGAAUCAUGUGUUGAGGGCAAUUGUGGAACAGUGGGAAUCUGUGGAUCCGGCAUUACGACAGCAAUUAAGCCAUCCCAUUGACUAUGCACUCGAGGUGGGAAGUCACAAAACUGACGCACUAGGACUUACCGGCUGGCAAGGGCUGGAUGCGGGGGUCGAAAGACUUCUUGCCCUAUUGAGGAUGCUUUCCACUUUCCUAGCCACUGCCACCGCUUCUACCGUAUCGAUUCCAGUGGGUUCUAUACUCGAUUUGACUGCGCGCUUCAUGUCUGUGGUCGUCCCAUCAGACGCAGGUGAUGUACAAGCCAACCGUCAAGUCAGUCGGACGGAAAGGGAAGCUCUUUUAGCGGAACUUCCUCGUAUACACGUUGCUUGUAUCAGGAUUCUUCGUGCCUUGGUCGGCACGCUGGAAACCGCCGGUCUUUCCGUCGCUCAGACGGUCUUGGAACAAACUCUUUGGGUCUUCCGCGCGGAAAAAUUCAACAAGAAGAUCAGGACUUCGGUAUACGAUAUUCUUGGUGCAUUGAUCAAACAUGUUGGCCCGUCUAUGAACAAGAAGAACGUGGCCUCUUUGACUGACAUGAUUCGAACCUGUUGCUUUGACAUUCUGCCUCAAGUCGGAGAAUAUGGCACAAAAGACACCUCACCAGCUGCAAAUGGAAAGUCUAAGGCGAACUCAGCUGCUGUCAAUGCAGACUUCUUCUUGAACCCCAGCCUCAAGCAAGGUCGCGGAACGAACGCGACGACUAGACCACCAAGGCUCGUUCGAACCGCCUCCAAGCUCCUUCAAAUUGUUCUCAGCCACAUCGCACUGGAAUUCCUCGCGCCCCCAAUCCGCGCAGAGAUCGACCGCACCAUCAUAAUGACCUCCGACAAGGACGCCAUGUACGCCAGCGUUCUCAACCCCCACCCAGCCGUGAAAGGACGCGGAGCAACUAUUAGCAUCAUUCCUUUCCUAGCCAGGAGCUACGCAUCUGACAUGAACAUGGAAGCACUCAUUCGACCCCGGCUGCCUGUUUUGGCGCCUUCAAGUUAUACCGGCCACUACGUCAAUAUUGAGGAAGACGAUGACGAAGAAAUGGAACAUGUUGCCAUGCCGGAGCCCAUCCAAGCAGAAGACCCCGCCGUUUUCCUGAAACCAGCCGCCACCCCUAAUCUCCGAGACCUCGUGGACUCUAAUGCGCCGCAGAGCUUCACUGCAUCGGUAAAUAAGCGCACUUACACUGAGGAAACGUCCCAGAAUUCCACACCUUCCGCCAGUUUCCCGGUAAUGGUAGACAACCUUCAACCCAAGAAGGCAAGGUUUGACAGCAGUGUAUCAACGCCGCCAGCUACAACCCUAUCUCAACCGUCUUCUUUCACAGGAACCCUUACCCCUGCAGCUGCACCAUUAUCCUCAGUUCAACCUGCCACAACCCUGGCAGGUACAACCAUGGAAACGUCAACAGUCGGCGAUAGCGUCACUACUAGCACAACUUCCGUCAUGGUGGAGCAGUCAACUACAGUUCCUAGAGUCGAAGCGGUAGCACUGCCGGAGGAGGCAGAUAGUGACGAAGAGAUGCCAACUUUGAACAUCGAGCCGGAUACAGACGAAGAGGAUGAGGAGUAAUUAAAGAGACCAAGACGCUAAAUUUGAUUCAAGAUAUACACAGACCAACAUAGUCUGGAGUGGACACCAUAUAAAAGCGCAUUAGUGAUCUGAAUGGUAAUUGCGAGAAUAUAUAUCUUGGUUGCCAGCUUGCAUCUUGAAUUCGGUUAUUACCAGAAGCCAACUUAUA